GAAGCUCCACCCUCUCCAUCUUCCUGACUGGUCCCUUAAACCUGGGUCCUGCAGUCACUCCUAUCCUCACACUCUAACCUGCUCCACACACUGACAACAUGCUGGGGACACUCUGCACUCUCAUCACUGUGCUCUCAUGUGUCGGCAGUCAGACAUUGUUGACACAGAAACCCUCAAUGCUGAGUUUAACUAAAGGACAGACAGCAACCAUGGACUGUAACAUUGGCCCAGAGGAUAGAUACGCUAUUUGCUGGUACAAGCAGGUUCCAGGCAGUGCACCUCAGUUCCUGCUGUGUUUCUACCGAACACACAACUCUCCCACAUAUGGAGCUGGGUUCUCCUCCAACCGCUUUAACUCCACAGCCCAGGGUAAAACAGAUUAUCAGUUAAUAAUUACUAAUGUGGAGGCAGGAGACUCAGCAGUGUAUUACUGUGAGAAAUGGGUGAACUCUGUGAGUGAGCACGUAUUCGGCCAAGGCACCAAGCUGAUUGUCACUGACUCUUCUCUUGCUGCGCCUACCCUCUCUCUCCUGCCUCCAUCCAGCGAGGAGCUGAAGACAGACAAAGCCACGCUGGUGUGCCUGGCGCAGAUGUCUGUUGGGUUCGCUGAUGUCAGCUGGACAUCAGCCGGGAAACCAGUUACCGGCGGGGUUUUUACCGGCAUCGCCGAACAGAAACCCGACAAAACCUUCAGUUUGAGCAGCUUCUUAACCAUCAAGCCCUCCGAGUGGAUUACCGACCGCGUCUUUACCUGUAAAGUAUCUGUCGGGUCUAAAACCUCAGAGAAAAGUAUCAAAAAGUCUGACUGCAGUGAGUAAAUUAUGGCUAUUAUAUGACUCAUUUUUACUUAUAUUUUGAUUAGCAUAAUUUUCCAUUUGUAAUAGUUUAUAAACCCAUUAUCAGUAGCCUAAAUUGAUUUCUGGCAAUACCUUAAGACUUUUUCAGGAAUAAACUUUCACGUUUAACAUCAUUUUUUGCUUUUAAAUCUAGAAAGUGUGUUUGUUAUCUUUGUGUUUGGAUUGUGAGAUUAAAUAAAGACUGUUGCAUGUUUAAAAAUA
Molecule: messenger RNA, 1058 nt
Organism: Anguilla rostrata (American eel)
Lineage: Eukaryota; Metazoa; Chordata; Actinopteri; Anguilliformes; Anguillidae
Product: immunoglobulin lambda-1 light chain-like
Exons: 4
Coding region: 99-818 (239 amino acids)
Source: RefSeq, a predicted model, not a curated record